Camellia sinensis is the source of this 1094-nucleotide messenger RNA. NCBI's taxonomy places the organism in Eukaryota, Viridiplantae, Streptophyta, Magnoliopsida, Ericales, Theaceae. The record is from RefSeq and is a predicted model, not a curated record.
GGAGCGCCCGAAUGAAACUCCUAACCAGAUUAGAACAACCUCUAUUCCGGUCCAAAACCGACCACCAUCUACUCUGUUCUGACCCCUAUACCAAGCACCCCCUGGUGAAAACAAAACAUACAAGUCCAAAAGGAGCUGGACCAGCAGCACCGAAACACAUCUAAGUGGGAAAACAUUGUGGGAAUCAAGUUAUUAUAUGGAAAAAACAACACACAAACAGAAGAGGAAGCUGGACCAGCCGACUGCCAUAGCCAAAGGCGGCGGCCGGCCAGCCAAAAGUGAGGCCCGAGGGUGGAGGUUUUUAGAGAGAGAGAGAGAGAGAUUUUAGAGAGAGAGAGAGAGUACUUGUUUGAAUGAUUAAAUUGGUGUUCAAUACAAAUUGGUUUAUCACAAGAUUGCAAAUUGGUGUUCAAUGCGCUGGCUGAUCCAACUGAUUUGGGGAAAUUGUUAUCACAAGAUUGCAAAUUGGUGUUCAAUGCGCUCAUCCCCACAUUAUAAUCCCUCUUUAACUCUUUUUUGUCAUCCGUUCCUUCAAUGAUCCUAUAAACCAUUCAUAAAUCCAAAACUAAAGACAACAAGAAUCAUCAAUGGAGGAGACCAGUGCAAAGCACUUUGUUCUGGUUCAUGGAAUUUGCCACGGAGCAUGGUGCUGGUACAAGCUAGCCACUCUGCUCCGGGCGGCGGGCCACCGUGUCACCGCCCUCGACCUGGGUGGUUGUGGGGUGGACCCAAGAAGGCUCGAUGAGAUGGCUUCGAUCUCCGACUACUUGCAGCCCUUGAUGGAGUUUAUGGCCUCUUUGCCUGAUCGUGAUGAUGAGAAGGUGGUUUUGGUGGGGCACAGCUAUGGUGGGCUUGGCAUUUCUCUGGCUAUGGAGAGGUUCCCUGAGAAGAUCUCGGUUGGUGUUUUCAUCACAGCCUACAUGCCCAACUGUCAACAUCCUCUUGCUACUCUCAUACAAGAAUUCUUUAAGAGGAGCUCAUUACACUCUACUAUGGAUUGCCGAUUUUCAUUCGAUCAAGGCCCAGAAAAUCCACCGACAUCAGUAAUCUUUGGUCCAGAGUACAUGGCCACCAAUGUCUAUCAACAUUGCCAA